AUGGAAUAUAGUGAUGGUUUCGUAUCGAAAGAGCAUAGGGAGCUUGCACGAUCAGCUUCAGAGAGUGCAGAUCCAUUGUCUGUUUCUCCAUUGCAAAUCUCGGUUCAUCCAAAGUCUGCAAAGUCUCCAAAUUCUCCAAGGUCACCAAACCGAACUGGCUCAAGCAGGGGAAGUCCUAGCAAAGGGAGUCCUGGGAAGGGAAGUCCUAGCCAAGGGAGUCCUGGGAAGGGGAGCCCACUCAAACAUGAAAGACAUUCACAUUCUCCAAAAGACGGGCGUCCUAAAAAAGGUGGUUCAGGGGGUAAAGGUACAUGGGGAGGGCUGCUUGAUGUGGAUGAUAGUUAUUCUCUUGAUGCAAAUGACCCAAACUUUGAUAGCAGUGAGGAAUAUGAUCAUACAACUGUGAGAAAAUCAACGACGGAUUUUCUGGAGUUCAAAAAGAAUGCUACAAUUAUAGUGGAGGAAUACUUUGCAACUGAUGAUAUUGUCUCAACUGCCAAUGAACUGAGAGAACUUGGGAUGUCUGGCUACCACUAUUAUUUUGUGAAGAAACUUGUCUCCAUGGCCAUGGACAGGGAUGAUAAAGAGAAGGAAAUGGCUGCUAUUCUUUUGUCUGCUCUUUAUGCUGAGGUCAUCGACCCCCCACAAGUUUACAGAGGCUUUUGUAAAUUGGUGGAAUCCGCAGAUGACUUGAUUGUAGAUAUACCCGAUACCGUUGAUGUUCUUGCGCUGUUCAUAGCCAGAGCUGUGGUUGAUGACAUGCUCCCACCUGCAUUUUUGAAAAAACAGAUGGCUUCUCUACCUGCAAAGUCUAAGGGGGUUGAUGUGCUAAAAAGAGCUGAAAAGGGCUAUCUAGCAGCCCCUCAUCACGCAGAAAUUAUAGAGCGACGAUGGGGAGGUAGCAUGAGAAAAACAGCUGCGGAUGUGAAGGCUGAUAUUGACAAUCUACUGCUGGAGUAUGUUGUGAGUGGCGACAAGAAAGAGGCUCGCAGAUGCAUCAAGGAUUUGAAAGUUCCAUUCUUUCACCAUGAAAUAGUUAAACGGGCUAUUGUAAUGGCAAUGGAGAGGAAGCAAGCUGAGGGCAUGCUACUAGAUUUGUUGAAGGAAGCCUCUGAAGAAGGCUUGAUUAAUUCAAGCCAAAUAUCAAAAGGAUUUGGCAGGACGAUUGAUGCUGUGGAUGACCUGUCACUUGACAUCCCAAAUGCACGAGGGAUAUUACAGUCCUUGAUAUCUAAAGCAGCGUCAGAGGGCUGGCUGUGUGCUUCAUCUUUGAAGUCACUCGUACAAACACCAGUGAAACGAUCUUCGCAGGAUGAUUCAACCAAAAUUUUCAAGUUGAAAGCCCAAUCUAUUAUUCAAGAAUAUUUCUUAUCUGCCGAUAUUUCAGAGGUCGGUAGUUGUCUCGAAGCAGAGAACAAUGCUUGUUCAGCUGAACUAAAUGCCAUCUUCAUUAAAAGACUGAUAACUCUUGCAAUGGAUCGAAAACAUAGAGAGAAGGAAAUGGCUUCGGUCUUGCUUUCAUCUUUGUGUUUCCCAGCAGAUGAUGUCGUGAAUGGUUUUAUUAUGUUGAUAGAAUCUGCAGACGACACUGCUCUGGACAAUCCAGUGGUUGUUGAGGAUCUUGCAAUGUUUCUGGCUAGAGCAGUAGUGGAUGAAGUGUUGGCGCCACAACACUUGGAGGAAAUUGGAACCCAGUUUUUGGGGCCAGAGUCAAUUGGGAGCAAAGUGCUUCAAAUGGCAAAGUCAUCGUUAAAGGCAAGACUUUCCGGGGAGCGGAUCUCAAGGUGUUGGGGUGGCGGGGGAACCGGCAGUCCUGGGUGGGCCAUUGAAGAUGUCAAGGACAAAGUUGGAAGGCUACUGGAGGAGUUUGAAUCUGGAGGAGAUCUUAGGGAGGCUUGUCGCUGCAUAAAGGAAUUAAGCAUGCCAUUUUUUCACCAUGAGGUUGUCAAGAAAGCAUUAGUGGCGAUAAUUGAGAAAAAGAAUGAAAGAUUGUGGGGCUUACUUGAUCAAUGCUUUAGCUCUGGCCUCAUAACCACAAAUCAGAUGAUGAAGGGUUUUGGGCGGUUAGCAGAAUCUCUGGAUGACUUGGCCCUGGAUGUACCUGAUGCUGAGAAACAAUUCACGCAUUACGUUGAGAGAGCUAAGAGUGCAGGAUGGUUAGAUUCUUCCUUUUGUUUCAGCAAAUCAGGACCUACCAAAGAGAAUGACGCCUGUCUAUGA
Dovyalis caffra is the source of this 2220-nucleotide messenger RNA. NCBI's taxonomy places the organism in Eukaryota, Viridiplantae, Streptophyta, Magnoliopsida, Malpighiales, Salicaceae. The record is from the annotation of a GenBank genome assembly.